Messenger RNA from Ceutorhynchus assimilis (cabbage seed weevil), 884 nucleotides. The record is from the annotation of a GenBank genome assembly. Lineage: Eukaryota; Metazoa; Arthropoda; Insecta; Coleoptera; Curculionidae.
CUUUGAAUUAUUAUUGGCUGCGUACUACUAAAAAGGGCUUCCCUCCGAUUGGUUCGAAGGCACGCGCUAAUAGGGCGUAGCUUCCUGACAAAGGGGGCUCUAUAAAAACCCGAAAGGCCCCGGUGGAUCUUCAGAUUCGACCUGACCACCCUCAGCAGCGGUGCAAGUUUAAAAAAGUGCAUUCUUCUUUCUCUCGUAUUUCGUAUAAAGUUACGCGAGAAUUUUUCUACCUGCGAAUCGUGAAUUUCGUUCGUGCUAAAAAUAAUUCGGUGACAAAAUGGAAAAUCCAGAACACUACUCAACAUAUUUGUACUUCCCAGCAACUACUACUGAAGUGUUGCCUCAAGAUUGUUGGGGUUCAUCUCCAGCUUCCAGCUAUGACAGUUUGAGCGACGAGAACUUCCAGCAAACAGGAAGUCCCGGAAAAUCUGGAACCAGAGGAAGAGUAUCGCCUCAAAUUUUGAGAAGACGCCGAUUGGCUGCCAACGCCAGAGAACGUCGUCGUAUGCAAAGUUUGAACCAAGCUUUCGAUCGUCUCAGAACUUUUCUACCUCAACUUGGCCAGGACAGACAGUUGAGCAAAUUUGAAACGCUUCAGAUGGCUCAGACCUAUAUUUCUGCGUUGUAUGAUCUAUUGGAGGCGCCUAAUUCAAGAUAAGUUUGUUUUUAGUUUUGUUUUUUUAUUAUUUAUUUUUAAACCAAAGAAAUUUAUUGCCAGUGUUGUAACUUUGUACCAUAGAUUUAACAGUAAUUUAUUAAAUUUGUGAUUAGGAUUUAGAUUAAUGUAUUUUUACUUGCGCGCCGUCCACUUAUUUGAAAAUAUUGUUAAAAUUUAAUUACUAAGAGUUAUCUAGAUAUUUAAUUAUUGAUAUCUUGUGUUCUUU